Molecule: messenger RNA, 2994 nt
Organism: Ictalurus furcatus (blue catfish)
Lineage: Eukaryota; Metazoa; Chordata; Actinopteri; Siluriformes; Ictaluridae
Gene: prdm6
Product: PR domain containing 6
Exons: 7
Coding region: 1297-2994 (565 amino acids)
Cellular component (GO): nucleus
Molecular function (GO): histone methyltransferase activity; protein binding
Source: RefSeq, a predicted model, not a curated record
UCUAGGUUAUUAGUCUCGGGGGUGUGGAGAUUGAAAAUAGGCCUACAUUUAAAAUUUCUGUGCUUUAUUAUUAUUCGCAUUCUUUUGCGGAGAACUGCACUUGUAGACAUGAAUUCAUUUUCAGACGAUUAUGUUUUUGUUUGGGUUUCGUUAUCAAUCUACAGAGACCUCAGCAUGAUGAACGACCCUGUCAAAAUGAAGCCAGUCCAAACAUUUUACCACCCCUCUGGAGUGAAAUGGUGUAAAAUGCCCUGUGUGUAGACAUGUAGAGCCUAUCCAAACAGCUAGAACUUUCUCAAGCGUCUCGUCGAGUCUGGGGAAACGAAUCGGCCGGACAAUAAGGCGCAGGAACAACACGGUGUGCUUCGUUAUCUUAAGGCACUCUAAUCGGAUCGAGCCCGGACAAGAGGAAAUUGUGGGCUUUGCCUUGCGUAUUAAUGAACAUAACAAAGUGAGUCCUCUUCAUCAGCCAACCCAACUUCUCCGAAUAACUUUGCUGAGAAACUAUCUCUCUCUAUUCAUUCAAGCCCCCCGUGAUAGAAAACCUAAAUCCCAAACUGAAAACCUAUUAGGAUUAAUUUACUGAUCGUAGCUGCUCCUUGAACAAUAAACUACACCAGUCCGGUUGCGCGUGUAUAGGGCCUAAAGAAGCGAAUACUUUUACUAAGACGUGUUGCGUUUUUAUUUCGUACCAGCUCGACCCCCCUUCUGUCCCUCUGCCCCGCUCUCAGGUCCAACCCACGUGCUCCGCCAAGCAGAAGGAGGGCAGAGGGAGAGAGAGAGAGGGGAAGAGAUGACGGCUUCUCUUUUCUCCAUCCACAGACUUCACGAAGUGUCUCGGCGGUCAGGACCGUUAUGGUGUAAACGUCCGGGAAUCGCAGUUGACAGUGGUCGGCUCUGACAAACUCGCUUGGACUAAUAAGGUAAGUGUUGUGUUAUUCCAUCUCUGCGUGGUUUCGUGGGAACACUGCGAUUUGAUUUCUGACCCAGGACAUGCGUACAGUGCGGAAGCACCCUAGAAAGUCUGUAAAAGCAUAGCAUCAUCAAACCCACUUCGGAUAGCUCUAAAUAAGUUGUGUGUGGGGUUUUUUUUCUGUAAAAAUCAUUGUGAACUAACAUAGAUUUUACAUCUACGGUAGUGUUUAUGUUAGCAGAUUUUAUUCAAGUGGAAAGUUAGGAGAUUUUGCUAACUAACCUAUAGCAUGUAGGUAAAUAUAGUCUAUGGAAGUCAUUAAACAAGCAUACACAAUCUCAUGAGCGCUCGUAUUUGUUUUUUUUCUCUAGUUGCAGUUGGAAAUGCUGAAGCCGGGGGAUCAGAGCGGUUCUGCUUUCCUCAAAGUGGAUCCGACUUACCUUCAGCACUGGCAGCAGCUUUUCCCGCAGAGUCAGCUGAAGAACUGCGCGAUUCCACAAAUCCCGGCGCCCGAUCGAGCGCCUGUAGCUGUGGAAAACCUCCGCCAGAGACCCGGCUUAAUUUCCUCCACCACCACCGCCGCCUCGGCCGCUUUAACGCCGUCCUCGAACUCGUCGUGCGCUCCUGCCGUGUCCGCGCUCGCGGGGUUAACGCAGCUCUCCGCGCCGCAGCUCGCGCUAUUCGGACACACUCUCUGUACCGAGGUUGCACCGGCCGAAAACAGCGGCGCGUCUCAGUCCAAGGAACUUUGCCUGCCGUCCAACUUUAACGACAAAGCGUCCCGGUUGAAGCUGACCUCAGAGGAACUGGACUACUAUCUGUACGGACAGCAGAGGAUGGAGAUUAUCCCAUUGAACAAUCACACCAGUGAUCUCAAUAACCGCUGUGACAUGUGUGCAGAUAACCGGAACGGCGAGUGCCCCAUGCACGGGCCCCUGCACUCGCUGCGGCGCCUGGUAGGGACAAGUAGUGCAUCCACUGCUGUGGCCCCUCCCGAGGUUCCCGAGUGGCUGCGUGAUCUACCCCGCGAAGUCUGCCUAUGCACCAGCACAGUGCCUGGCCUGGGCUAUGGUAUCUGUGCUGCCCAGCGCAUACCACAGGGUACUUGGAUUGGGCCUUUUCAGGGUAUUCCUCUGCUGCUGGAUAAAGUACAGUCCGGAGUGGUGCGCAACACAAGACACUUAUGGGAGAUCUAUGACCAGGAGGGCACAUUACAGCACUUUAUUGAUGGCAAUGAUCCAAGCAAGUCAAGCUGGAUGAGGUACAUCCGCUGUGCCAGACACUGUGGGGAACAGAACAUGACAGUGGUUCAGUACAGAUCGUGUAUUUUCUACCGGGCUUGUAUGGAUAUUCCAAGAGGAACAGAGCUUCUGGUAUGGUACAAUGACAGUUACACCUCCUUCUUUGGCAUCCCCCUGCAGUGCAUCGCACAGGAUGAAAACUUGAAUGUGCCAUCUACUGUAAUCGAGGCCAUGUCCCGACAGGAAAGCCUGCAGCCUUUCAGCAAAACAUCCAAAUCCUCUUCACCCGCCAUGCUGCAGCGCUCCAUGGUUUUCCCUCACUCACCCUGCCCACGGAGCUUCUCUCUCCUGGACAAGGUGGGCAACAUGGAGUCUGGCUUUAACCAGCUGAACACCAAGAACCAGCGGGUCCUAGCCAGUCCCACAUCCACCAGCCAGCUUAACAGUGAAUUCAGCGACUGGCACCUCUGGAAGUGUGGCCAGUGCUUCAAGACCUUCACACAGCGCAUUCUCCUGCAAAUGCAUGUGUGCACACAGAACCCGGACAGACCCUAUCAGUGUGGACACUGUUCACAGUCCUUUGCCCAGCCUUCAGAGCUACGCAACCAUGUGGUAACACAUUCCAGUGACCGGCCCUUCAAGUGUGGCUAUUGCGGCCGAGCUUUUGCCGGAGCAACGACGCUCAACAACCACAUCCGCACCCACACCGGGGAGAAGCCAUUCAAGUGUGAGCGGUGCGAGAGGAGCUUCACGCAGGCAACACAGCUUAGCAGACACCAGCGGAUGCCCAACGAGUGCAAACCCAUCAGCGAGAGCAGCGAAUCAAUUGAGGUGGAUUAG